Molecule: messenger RNA, 2974 nt
Organism: Ooceraea biroi (clonal raider ant)
Lineage: Eukaryota; Metazoa; Arthropoda; Insecta; Hymenoptera; Formicidae
Gene: Arfip
Product: ADP ribosylation factor interacting protein arfaptin
Biological process (GO): intracellular protein transport; regulation of Arp2/3 complex-mediated actin nucleation
Cellular component (GO): trans-Golgi network membrane
Molecular function (GO): phospholipid binding; protein domain specific binding
Source: RefSeq, a predicted model, not a curated record
CGAUUCAUUAGCGGUUUAUCGGGAAGGGCGAGCCUAGUUUGUCUCGUCGAAAAACAGGUGUCCAGUGACGGUUUUCUGUCAUUUUCUGUCGUGACUCGUCGAUGCGAUUCGAAAUUUCUCUUAAAAUCUGAUCGGCAAGAGGCGUACGUCCGUGUAAAAGAAAGUGACCACCGUUUACAGUUAUCCUGACUGACAAUACACCACUGUCUCGUGAUAACAUCUCACUGUCUCCGGUGACAGUAACGAUCGAAUGUCGGAUGUCUCAAAUCACGGUUACGUCAAGUGGAAUGGAACGCAGUAUUCACGAGAUGUUGAAGGACGCACCUUCUCUGAACGAGAGCGACAGUGCUGUACAUACUGGAACGCCACCACCCCAUCUACCGAAUAAUUGUAGCAGUGAUGGUCAUCCGAAGCCAGCUACUAUAAACUUGAGCUUAGGGAGUCCCACGUCCCAAACUUGGAGGACAAUCCAUAAAGAUCCAUCAUGGUAUGGAUGGGAUGUGAACUCUGGUCUUUUGGGUAGCGAUCUCUGCACUAACCAACUACUUCACACAGUGGCAGUUUCGAGUACUCCCAUUCAAAAUGGUGAUACGCAAACCAUGCGUACUACUCAGAGUAAAAUUGAGAGUCUCAAGAAUUGGAGUAUCUCUACAUACAAAUGUACUAAACAGUUAAUGUACGAAAGAUUAGGGAAAACCUCGCGUACCGUAGAUUUUGAAUUAGAAACGCAAAUCGAGCUGCUCAGAGACACUCAAAGGAAAUAUUGCAACGUUCUGCGAUUAUCGCGAGCCUUGGCGUCGCAUUUUCAUCACGUUGUUCAGACGCAACACGCCCUAGGAGAAGCAUUUUCCGAACUGGCACAGAAGUCGCCUGAACUCCAAGAGGAAUUUUUGUAUAAUUCGGAAACGCAAAGGAAUUUAACAAAAAACGGUGAAACACUUUUAGGGGCCUUAAAUUUCUUUGUCUCCUCGGUGAAUACGUUGUGUAAUAAAACGAUCGAGGAUACCUUGCUUACAAUAAGACAAUACGAAACCGCGAGGAUAGAAUACGAUGCAUAUAGGACAGAUCUGGAGGCUCUCGUGCAAGCUACAAAGUCAGAUGGUAGUAAUGCAGCGAGAUUGGAGGAAGCACAAGCUAACUAUGAAGGACACAAGCAGAAUUUCGAAAAAUUGCGUUCAGAUGUUUCCAUUAAACUGAAGUUCUUAGAUGAAAACAGGAUCAAAGUGAUGCACAAGCAAUUGCUCUUAUUUCAUAAUGCUGUAUCCGCCUACUUCUCGGGUAAUCAAACCGCAUUGGAGGCUACUCUUAAGCAGUUCAACAUCAAAGUGAAAUCACCGAAUUCCACUUUACCGUCAUGGCUGGAGCAGUAGUUUAAUUCAAAUUAAAACAAAAACUGAAUACAUCACUGAAGAAUGUGAAUACGGGGAAGUGCGUUCGUCCACGGAGAAAGUAAAGGUAUAGCAGUCAUCGCAAACACUCGACAAUUUGCUGAUAUAUAUAUAUAUAUAUAUAUAUCGAAACUACCAUUUAGUCUGACAGUUUAAACAACAAUAUAAUGAAAAAUUGUGGGAUUCAUGAUGUGUAAACAGACUGAAUUCAAGUUACGGUGUGUCUAAAUAUUUAUCAUUAUAUAUAUAUCUAUAUAUAUAUAUAUAUAUAUAUGUAUAUAUACACAGGGUGUUCCACGUAAUGUUACAACUCAAAAACUCGACAAACAAGUGCUUUUGAAGAAUAGAAGUAUUUUUCAACGAAAUGUUCCAAACAAAGUUUACUUGUUUCUUUGCCGUAGAAUCCAAAUAUGUAACAAUUUAUAGGAGUUUCCAUUUGAAAUUACAAAGUUAUCCUCCGGUCCCCUUCGAGGAGAAGCGGGGGCGAAUUUUUGUUUAUGUAAUUAGAAAGAUCCCUCGAAUACGUGAAACUUUCUCAUGAACAACUUUUUGAAACGACAAAUAUUUGUGGAGUUUUGGAAUUGUAACACUUUACGUGAGACACCCUGUGUAUAUAAAUUCUUUUAAGAGAAUCACCAGACGAUAGAAGAUAGGAGAAUCUCUAUAAAACAUAGUAACGUUUCCCGAUAAUUAAUUUUGAAUGCUUACGUAUUUGAGAAGAGGCAGUAUAUAUUUAAUUUUUAUAUUUCUCUUAGAGGAAAAGUUCUCCAAUGUAAAUACGUAAUAACGUGACACAACAGUAUAUAAAUGAAGCUUUCUAUUUUACAGUGUAUUAGAGUGCUAUUAAUUGCUUAUUUAUAUUACACUUUACACACGUAGUUUAACGAUACGUGUGCUCACGAUCUUGAAAGGCUAUUCUUUAAGCUAGAUAGUUUUGUGUAAAUUUUAAACUUUAAGGCUAUGAUACUGCUGAAUUAUAUAGAUCUAUUUAUAAAUAUGUAAUUACACUUAAACCAAAUUAUUUCCCAAACUAUCUCGCAAAUUGAAAAUAUCGAAAACCUUUGUAAGAAAUUAAGGGUGUACAUUAAUUGUAUCCAAAGAAAAGAUUUUAUUUUAUUGUCAGAAGAAUAGAAAGUUUAUUUCUAUUGAAUGUGAAUAUUUGAAGAUGAUCUUAUUGAAUUUACAUUAAUAUUAAUAUUAAUUUAUGAGCUUUCAAUUUCUUGCAUUGUAUAUUUUUAUAAUCAAUCUUCGAAGUAUUGGGUCAGUCAAAAAAUUCAAUUUUCAGUUUUUUUAAAUCAAAUUACAUGUAAUACAAUGUUGAUAAUGUCUAUAUCAUAGAUAAUACUGUUUGAUCAUAGAUAACGAUGGUAAUUGCUUGAUGAUUGAAAUAAUUUAUUUCUACUGCAAACAAUAAAGCAAAAUUUCAUGUAAAAAUCGAAAUUAUUUUCCGACUGACGCAAUAAAAUAAAUAAAUAAAAAUCAUCAGAAAUUAAAUGGAGACUGUAGAUUGUACUAUAUUAUUUGAUGUCUCUAAGAUUCAGUUUGUGAACAUCUCUUUUUUUUCUAAAAAAAGAUUGUUUAAUUUC